UUACCAUCGCAUGGAUCACAAAAUCGAGCUGGAGCCCGGUGCACAACUUACGGUACGCACGCAAUGGCGCCGGACUCAGCCGGAGCUACAGGAGUUACGAAAUCAGCUGGACUACCUAAUGGCGAAAGGGUUCACUCGGCCGAGCACGUCACCGUUCGCAGCACCGAUCCUGUUCACGCCAAAAAAAGAUGGCGGACUUUGCAUGUGUACGGACUAUCGUGCCCUUAAUCGGGUAACGAUAAAGUCGCGCUACCCAAUACCACGCACGGACGAAUUGAUCGACAACCUUUGCGGAGCUCGCUAUUUUUUUAAGAUAGACCUUCGCGGCGGUUACCAUCAAAUUCGGGUGUUCGAUGACGACUGCCACAAGACCGUGUUUCGUACUCGCUACGGGAGUUACGAAUACACGGUGAUGCCGUUUGGAUUAACGAACGCCCCCUCGACGUUUCAACUCACCAUGAAUGGGGUAUUCCGCGAUCUACUCGACAAAUGUGUGAUAAUUUACCUGGACGACAUCCUGAUCUACAGCAAGACCCGCGAGCAACAUUUGAAGGACUUGGAAGCGGUUUUUCAGCGGUUGCAGCAGCAUCGUCUCAUCACCAAGGGCUCCAAGUGCGAGUUUUUAAAACAAGAACUGGAGUUCCUGGGACAUGUGAUCUCCACGGAGGGGAUCCGGAUAGACCCGAAAAAAACUCCGGGCUAUUCUGGAAUGGAAACCCCCGACCAAUCUGCAGCAGCUGCAAUCCUUUUUGGGUUUCGUGAAUUACGUGCGGCGGGAACUUUUUACGAGUGGGGGGAGAAGCAGCAAGCUGCGUUCGAGGCAUUAAAAAAACUUUUAAUGUCGACACCGGUACUCCGCAUCGCUGACCCAGACCGGCCUUUCGAAGUCAUCACCGACGCAAGUGACAUCGCCAUCGGAGCAGUGCUCAUGCAGGAUUUCGGCAAUGGGCUUCAACCAAUCACGUACGAGUCUCGGAAAAUGCAAUCUGCUGAGCGCAACUACCCAGUACACGACAAGGAGAUGCUGGCGAUCAUCCACGCGUUUAAAAUCUGGAGGUGCUACCUGACUGGAGCAGACCUGACGGUGCGAACCGACCACAAAUCACUACAGUAUCUGAGAGCGCAUCCGAAUCUCAACCCGCGGCAGAUACGCCGGCUGGACUACCUGGAAUCCAACUUCACGUACAAGAUCACGUAUAAGAAGGGCGCCAACAAUAUUGCUGACGCCCUGUCCAGACCAUCUGCCCAACUCGCAGCUGUACUAGUCACCCAGAGCAACCCGCUGCUGAGUGGACUAUUUACCCACGGGUAUUCGACUGACCCCUUCUUCCCCCUCGAGCCACCUCAACGCCCAUGGCAACACGUAACGAUGGAUUUCGUUACGGGACUACCGGCCGGACCUAGCGGAAACGACGCGGUUUUGGUUGUCGUCGACCGACUGACGAAGAUGGCGCAUUUCGCACCAUGUCGUACAACCAUCACAGCCGAAGAAACAGCACGCCUGUUCAUCGCGACCGUUGUUCGUCUACACGGGAUACCAGCAGCAAUCAUUAGCGAUCGAGAUCCGAAGUUCACGUCAAAAUUCUGGCAGGACACGUGGGCUCGGUACGGCACGCGUCUACAAUUCUCAUCCGCUUAUCAUCCCCAAACGGACGGCCAGACUGAAAGGACAAAUCAAACGAUGGAGCAGUUGAUUCGGACAAACUGCCCCGACCGGAAAAAAUGGGAGGACGUGCUGCCCAUGUUGGAAUUUUCCUACAACAACGCGCCCUCGGCUACGACUAAUCACUCCCCGUUUUAUCUCAAUUACGAGAUGGACCCUACAGUACCCGUCUCCACCAACAUUGAGAGUCAAGUACCACGAUCGCAACAGUUCGUCGAAGAACUACAGACUGCCCGAGACAAAGCUGUUGAACUUAUUCGCAAGGCGAACGCAACUGCCCGACGGUAUGCGGAUUUACAUCGACGGGAUAUUACCAUGGCAGCAGGGCAAUUAGUCCUGUUGGACACCAAGAAUUUACGACUUACCCGCCGGAAUUAAGCUCCCAUGGGUGGCUUGAGC
Closterium sp. NIES-67 is the source of this 2062-nucleotide messenger RNA. Lineage: Eukaryota; Viridiplantae; Streptophyta; Zygnematophyceae; Desmidiales; Closteriaceae. The record is from the annotation of a GenBank genome assembly.